UUUACUGUCGAAAGGUCCAAUGUAACAUUGGCGUAUAGUUUGGCCGUUUGUGAAGGAGAGGCUCGUGGGAUCAGUGGGAAUCUGACCCAAAGAGGCGCCGGCGCUGCCGCUUUGAGGCGGUGCCCGAGUGCGUGGUGCUCAAAACAGCGACGGGGCGUUGCCGCAAGGGUGGGGUUAGGGGAAGGCAGCUGGUUUCGAUAGACAACCGGGCAAGGUCGGCCUUUUCAUUUAUAUACAUAUUUAAUAAUCCAGCCGCCCUGUUUACCUCCCCACGCCCAUACACACCCAUCCAGUCCCAGGCCAUGAGAAUAUCCUCCCGCCAGGAAGCUCAGUGAAACAGGCAGCGACCGAGGGAGGAGGCAGCGAGGAGUGGCCACGGGCAAACAGAGCGACGCAAGCGGUACCAUGCACUCGGAGGUGGAGAAAUUUUCCACAAAUUCAACAUCCAUUCUUGAGUUGUACCGCUCACAUGGAGAAAGUCUGGAGAAAAAGAGUGAGUUAUCUCUUGUGCCACAAUGAGGCCACUCUCGGUGGAGGAGCAAUACCUUCUGGGCAGCCCCCCAACCUUAUGGCAUAAUAUCAGUUUCUCCUUCAGAGCUCUGUGGGCACUGGCGAUGUGGAGUACAGCAGUAUGCUAAUGCUUGAAGGAAUGCCAGCUAUAAGAAUCAAAACAGAGCCGGCGGAACCUGGGCAAGGGAUUAUGUGUUGCAUUGAACGGCUGCUGCUAAGUUAAAAAUUUCACGUCACGUGCUAGUGAUAAUAAACCUGAUUCUGAUCCCAUUUGCCCUAAGUCAUUGGGACCAGUAUGGGUAUUUCUCCAUUGAAAUCCUUCACUCUCUGCUGCACUAAGCUUUCGGUUUUCUCACUGAAGCAAUAGUGAAGGCCCAGCUCACAACUGGCUUUAAGUCAGUCCAAGCCUCUGAAUGCGAACGAACGGAAUCAGUCCCAAUGUUGAUAAAUAAUGUGAAAAUGGAAUCUUCUACACUGCUUGGUGAUCUGAAGAAAGAUGCACCAGUGUUACUAAGCAACAUUAAAAUGGAACCACCGGAGGAACUGCUUUCAAAUGAUGAUAACCAGCCACAGACAGAACCUGUUGAUUUGUCCUUAAAUAAAUCUAGGACCUCACCAAUAGUGCCCGUGGUUUCAUCAUCACUUCCAGUUAUAACAACAACCUCUUCAUAUUCUUCUUCGGACAUCUUAACUGGAGGACCAGUCAAUGUUACUUCAGCCAUCCCUGCAGUGCUAUCACCGGGUUCCAUCUUGGCCUCGUCCCAGGGGGUCGGAGGACAGCAGAUUCUGCAUGUCAUACACACAGUGCCGUCAAUCAGCUUACCUAGAAAAAUGGGAAACCUGCAACAUUUGCCUGUAGUUGUCCAGUCAUUGCCUGUGGUCUACACAGCAGUACAGCCUGAUGGUGUGACAUCAUCAAUCACGGUCCCUCUUAUUGGGGAUGAUGGAAAAAGUGAAGGUGCAGUUCAUUACCUUGGGAAAGUGAAGAAUGUUCCUGGUCUUGGAGCUCACUGUGAUGCAUUUACCCCAAAAAUUUUGGGACCAAACAAGGACAAAAUGAGAAUUGAUCAGAGUCCCAUAUCCCCAAUGGAGACUAAAACUGACAGUGAAGAAGACGAUGACUCUCCUAGCAUGUCCUUCGACAGUGUUCAUGAGAGCACCUCUGCCAUUCUCAAUAUGUCAGGGACAGGGAGAGAGGAGGACUCUGUUUGGCCUAUUGACCCGUCUCGCUUGCUUGAUGAUCCAUUUGGUGCUCAGAGCCUGCAUGGAAUUCGACGACUGCCAAGAUCUGAGUCACCUGACCCGAAAAGGAGACGUGUCCACCAGUGUGACUUUGAGGGAUGUAAUAAAGUGUAUACAAAGAGCUCUCACUUAAAAGCACAUCGAAGGAUUCACACAGGAGAGAAACCCUACCGAUGCACCUGGGAAGGAUGUACAUGGAAGUUUGCACGCUCCGAUGAGCUGACAAGGCAUUACCGCAAGCACACUGGCAUAAAGCCUUUCAAAUGUUCGGACUGUGACCGGAGCUUUUCCCGCUCGGACCACCUUGCACUGCACCGCAGAAGACACUUGAUGAUGUGAAGGUACUUUCAGGCCAACUUCACAUCAGAGUUCUAGCUCUGCCUCCAUCCCAUUGUUCAGCAUUGCUGAAUUCUGACAGCAUCUGCUGCUAGAUGGCACCUGUGGAUGCCAAGUUAGAAAGAGAAAGAGAGAGAGAGAGCCCACCUGCCCUCAAAGACUGUGAAACUGUUCAAACCAGCUUACCUUUUGAUGUUAUGUACUGACUGCAUUCAUGUAAUUUAAGCUAAGCCUGUCAUUUUUGUCAUAAAUUUUUCUUCUUGAUUAUGUUAACACAGGGCAGAAAAAAGCAGGCAGCCUUUUUAUUCACAGCCUAAGUCAUGUUGAAAUACAACUUCAUCCUUGUUGACCUAUAACUUAAGGUUUUAUAAAAGCAGAAAUGAUGUCAGUAUGAGUUAUUAGUGUUGUGUUUUACAACGAACAAAAUAUUCCUUCCACGUUGUGUCAUUAUAUUUCACAUUUAAUGUGAACCAUUUGUACAGUGGGAACUCCUAACAUUUUGACUGAUUUUAAUAUUCCAUUUUAAUGUGUUUUAUCUGCUCAGUGCUAAAAUACAUAAACUUUACUGACACAAAAUGAUUUGCUUUUCUGCGUUUCGGUUGUGCAUUGCACAUGGAAACAUUAAGCAGAUAUGCUCAUCAGCUGAUAAAUACCUUUCCUUCCCCUGGUAGCAAUCUCCCUGAAGAAUUAUGAUAUACAGUAUGUCUUUGAUUAAUGUCUCUCUCCACCUCAAAGUAAUAGCUAAAUCUAGCUGUUCAGUGUGAUUUGCUAUAAUCAGCCCUACUUUGUUUUGUUCAGGCUUGUAGGAGGAUGUUGGCAAGCCAGUAUUCUCUUUCCUUUAGUUAUUUUAUUGUUAUCAUGGUAUUUGUGAUCUUAAAUAUAUUAAUACUGUUUUCAUUGUGGCAAUCCCAGUAAAGUUACAGCUCCUUCAGCAACAGAGACCAAAGCUGGUGCUGGCACCCACACAGUCUUUGGUUGUCACUGUUACCAACUGGUAUGUCUUCUGAUGCAUCUUGGCAAUAACCGUAGUUGCCUACUGUGAAUUUUUCCUGCUUGUUACAACAUGAAACCAUUUGGGAGUUAUAUGGUAUAAAUAAAAAAAACCUAUGUAUGUUGGUUAUUAAAAGUUAAGUAUGAAUGCUUCAUUAUUAAUAAAUAAAUUUAAGAUGAAGAUUUACCAUUUACCCCAUUCAUUUUUGUUCAGUUUGAUGAACUCUGAAGCUAGAAGCAAAGAUGUGGAGCUUUCCCCAAAGCACCUGGUGUUUAUGUAUUAACACAUACAUAUAAAGUGGCAGGUUAGGAGGAGACUUCAGCACUAAGCACCUUGCUACCAGGAUGGGUUAAAACUGCAGCUGUCCAAGAAUGCAAAAUAUAUGACCUAUCUGCUGUGUUGUGUUGUUUUUACUGCCCUGUGAGGUAUUGGUUUGAUUGUGUAAUCUAUUUAUCUUGUGUGGUAGUUUGUAGAUUUAAAAAAAACUCAGCCAGACCAGCGAAUCACAUUUUAAUCAGAGUAAAUGGAAGUUUCUGGAAUGGUCUUCAAGCUUUUAUUGGUGUAAGAGUGAUCUCUAGAUUUCAUUAAUAAAUGACUAAUGCUGAUCAAAAACCAA
Hypanus sabinus (Atlantic stingray) is the source of this 3695-nucleotide messenger RNA. RefSeq names its product Krueppel-like factor 8. The coding region runs from base 949 to 2091 and encodes 380 amino acids. Lineage: Eukaryota; Metazoa; Chordata; Chondrichthyes; Myliobatiformes; Dasyatidae. Gene Ontology annotation, biological process: regulation of transcription by RNA polymerase II. The transcript is spliced from 12 exons. Gene Ontology annotation, molecular function: DNA-binding transcription factor activity, RNA polymerase II-specific; RNA polymerase II cis-regulatory region sequence-specific DNA binding. The record is from RefSeq and is a predicted model, not a curated record.